GUGUUACUUGUUAUUGUGUCACUACUGGUUUACUGUGUCUUUUAUUCAUUUAAUGGGAUUGUUCUACUACUUAAAGGGGCUUAUCAGUGAAGCAUCAGGGGUUAAGAGAAGGAUGAUCUGCCAUUCUGCUAUUAUUUGUUAGUAUAUUACCUGUAUAUUACUUCUUCACUGUGUCUGUUUUAUUAAUCUAAUGGGACUAUGUUACUAUUUAGUGGGGCUAGACUAGUUUUAUUACAUUGUUAAAUUGGAUUUGAUUCAACACAAGGUCUUAUUGGAUUAUGUCCUAUUGUUUUGAUGAGCUUACAUAGGCUGGCACAUUAGUUGGUGAGACCUUUCGGUUCUUUGCCUGACGGUUCGCUCUAGCAUGGCUCAUAGGGAAAGGUCAUCCAGGAGAUCUUCUCAGCGGUGCAGCGGAAGGAUGUGGCCUGGCUGGAGGAGCUGUGUCAGGGCGGCCAAGAGGUGAACUGGUGGGAGGUGCGGCACAGCAGAUCAGGCGACACACCCCUACACGUAUCAGCAGCAGCAGGCAGUCUUGAGGUGGUGGAGUGGCUACUAAUGCAUGGCUGUGAGUGCUGUCUGGAGGCGCAGAACCAUGACCGCAAGACACCCCUGCACGCUGCCGCCCAGGCCCUCCACCUUCCUGUUGUUGAGGCGCUGCUGAGACAUGGGGCAUGUGUUGACCCUUUGAAGCGAGCAGACUGGACGCCGCUCAUGCUGGCCUGUGCCAAGAGAGACAGUCAGCCAGUCAUCCAUUGGCUCAUCCAGGAAGGUGCCAACCCUCGCCUCACCAACAAGGAUGGAUGGUCGCCCUUCCACAUAGCCUGCCGGGAAGGGGAUGAAGAGGUGGUUGGGUAUUUGUUGGAUGUGGAUGACACCCUCUGGUCCACUGUUAGUAAGAAUGGGAGGACUCCACUGCACACGGCUGCCCUCCACGGACACCCCCCCAUCGUCAAAACUCUUCUAACCCGCGGACAAUACAAAACUGAUGAACAAGACUCCUGCGGCACAACCCCCCUCAUGGAAGCCCUACGCAUGGGGCACCUCGACACUGCUGACCUCCUCCUCUCACGACACGGGACUGACCUCAGGGUGCGGGACAGGAUGGGGCGGACCGGCCUUCAUGUGGCGGCCGAGGCGGGUCAGGAGAAGGUGGUGAGGAGGCUGGUGACGGAGCUGGGAGUUGAUGUUAAUGUCAAGUCGAGUCAAGGCCAGACAGCAUUGCACAGUGCUGCCAGGGAGGGCCACACACCCCUAGUGGAGGACCUGGUGGAGCUUGGUACAGAUGUCAAUGUUCAGGAUGAGAAUGGAAGAACAGCACUGUGGCUUGCAUGUGCAGGGAGGAGGAAGGAGUGUGCCCAGCGCCUUGUCCAGCUGGGGGCACGCGACACCCCUGACCACGCCGGCACCACACCUUCUCAACUGCUGCCACUCUGAUGGGACAUUUGUAGUGACCCGCCUGAUGUGGAAAGCCUCCCAAACUCACUCCACCAAGGGGCACCUCUUUGGCUGACCGGUUAAGGAGUGGCUUUCCCAUUUAUAGCCAGUCGUGGAUUUGAUCUCCGGCGCCAGUAAAACACUUUUCGGAUCUGGAUUGAUUUCUCGUGUGUUUCAUGACAUGCAGAGGUUAUGUGGAUGUAUGGUAAAGUGAGAAGUCAGUGGCAUUAUAUGGUGCCACAACUACUGCCACUGUUGUUGUUGUUGUUGUUGUUAUAUUCACACAUACUGCUGCUGCUAUUUUGGGUGAAGGGAAUACAUUAGGAGAAAAGGGUAUACAGGGUGGGAAGGGCUGCUUUUUCUAUGACUACUGCUAUUACUACUAUUACUUCAACCACUGUUACCACUAUUUCUGGCUAUGAUGUGCCUAUAUAUGUGCCUUGUGAUUAAUCUAGUUUGUUGAGUUGUAAUAAAAGUUUUAAUUAUCUCGUCGGUUUAAUCGUUGUUCAAAACAUGGCCUGGUGUAGUAUUUAAUCCUCUUUCUCUUCAAUGAACACAGCUUGCUCCUCUUUCUCCUCCUGCUUCCUGUUUCCUCUUUCUCUUCAAUGUACACAGCCUAAGUAGAGUAUAUAGAUGCAUCAACAACAAUCAUUAACCUAUGCACUAGACAGGUCCUUCGGCUAACAUUCAUCUUGUAUAGUUUGGGACACAAGGCCGUAUUACAAGUCAAACCCGGGAAGUUUUGGGUCCCUACAA
Messenger RNA from Eriocheir sinensis (Chinese mitten crab), 2190 nucleotides. RefSeq names its product ankyrin repeat domain-containing protein 16-like. Gene Ontology annotation, molecular function: protein binding. NCBI's taxonomy places the organism in Eukaryota, Metazoa, Arthropoda, Malacostraca, Decapoda, Varunidae. Bases 556 to 1434 code for a protein of 292 amino acids. The transcript is spliced from 7 exons. The record is from RefSeq and is a predicted model, not a curated record.